Messenger RNA from Chaetomium fimeti, 560 nucleotides. RefSeq lists its product as uncharacterized. The transcript is spliced from 3 exons. The coding region runs from base 33 to 560 and encodes 175 amino acids. NCBI's taxonomy places the organism in Eukaryota, Fungi, Ascomycota, Sordariomycetes, Sordariales, Chaetomiaceae. The record is from RefSeq and is a predicted model, not a curated record.
GUUCUAUUGCAGCGUAUAUUCGAACUCCCACAAUGCUAACCUCUGACGAAAUAGCCGCCCACGAGGCUAAAGGAAGGGAGGUAUAUGCCGCUAUGGAAGCUGGUGUUAGAGCUGGAGCGCACACCGACCUGCCCACGAUCGAUGAAGGGGACCAUCGGUAUGACCUCUAUGAGGAGCCAGCCGACCCCGACUUUAGUGAGACCCAUAUAAGACUCCUGGAAAGUGGGGGGCUUCCCGUAGAGGGGUACCAUUGCGUCGAGGAGGGCGACGCAAUGUUGUGCUGGCACAAUUUCGCACGCGAGGACACCCUCCGUGAAAAUCGACCUCACUGGAGCGACGUCGGGGCGCUUGAGGAUGACCGAAAGCCCCAGGACAACGAAAUUAUCACCCUCCAAGCCGGCGAGGCAGACUUCUUUUCCCUUCUCGGUACCGACAACGGCAAGGGUAUCGCCCGGAUGCUCGGCGCAUACCCGUGGAUGUUUGGCGGAAAGAUUAUCACCAGCGCCAAGGUUACCUGCACGGACCCCCCCAACAUCUGCUGGAUGUUAGAGGAGCUGUGA